Ananas comosus (pineapple) is the source of this 1479-nucleotide messenger RNA. Its product is annotated as WAT1-related protein At1g25270-like. Bases 212 to 1327 code for a protein of 371 amino acids. Gene Ontology annotation, cellular component: plasma membrane. Gene Ontology annotation, molecular function: transmembrane transporter activity. The record is from RefSeq and is a predicted model, not a curated record. The transcript is spliced from 7 exons. NCBI's taxonomy places the organism in Eukaryota, Viridiplantae, Streptophyta, Magnoliopsida, Poales, Bromeliaceae.
AAGUGAGGACACAAAACAAUACAACCCCAAAACAGAGAAAACGAAACCAAAAAGAAAAACCCAAAUUAAAGGGUUCUCUUGCUUCUCCUCCCUCCCUCUCUCCCUCUCUCUCUCACACACACAUGCACACACACUAGAUAUUAUUAUUGCUUCUUGUUAAUUUUUCCAUUACCAUUAUCAUUAUUAUUUGAGUACGUAGUAGAGAUUAGAGAUGUGGGGGGAGCAUGAGGGGAUGUGUGGGGUGGUGGAGGGGAUGAAACCUGCGAGUGGGAUGGUUGUGGUGCAGGUGGUGUUUGCGGGGGUGAAUGUGUUCUACAAGCUGGCCAUAAACGAUGGCAUGGAUCUGAGGGUGCUUGUUGCCUUCAGAUAUCUCUUUGCUACUGCCUUUUUGGCCCCUCUUGCCUUCUUCUUCGAAAGGAAGAGCCGACCAAAGUUGACAUGGAGGGUUUUGGUGCUAUCUUUUCUAUGCGGCCUAUUUGGGGGUACAUUGGCGCAAAAUUUGUACAUCACAAGCUUAAAACUCACAUCAGCAACCUUUGCCUCAGCUAUGACCAAUCUUAUCCCAGCAAUUACUUUUACCUUGGCUGUUUUAUUCAGAUUGGAGAGUUUGGCUUUGCGGACAUUGUCGGGGCAAGCGAAGGUUUUGGGGACACUUGUUGGGGUUGGUGGUGCAAUGCUACUAACAUUCUACAAAGGAGUAGCUAUCAACUUGUGGUCUACACAUCUCAACCUUGUAAAAUCUCACCAUGGAGGAGCUUCUAACCAAGAAGCCGGGAAUCGCGGCAUGGGCUCAUUGUUGGCUGUUGCCAGUUGCUUCAGCUAUGCAUUAUGGCUCAUUAUUCAGGCGAAGAUGAGCAAAGAGUAUCCAUGCCACUACUCGAGCACGGCGCUGAUGUGCAUAAUGGCUACGAUCCAAGCCGUGGUGUUCGCGAUCGUGGUCGAAAGAGAUUGGGCUCAGUGGAGAAUGGGAUUUGAUAUUAGACUCCUCUCUGCAGCUUACUCAGGCAUUGUGGCAUCAGGGUUAAUACUAACAGUGUUGGCUUGGUGCAUAAAGAGGAAGGGGCCCUUGUAUGCUUCUAUUUUCAACCCUCUCAUGCUUGUGAUUGUGGCUCUCCUGAGCUCCCUCCUGCUGAAUGAGAAGCUGCAUUUAGGAAGUGUUCUUGGAGCUGUACUCAUAGUGGUGGGACUGUACAUGGUGCUGUGGGGGAAAGGGAGAGAAGCAGCAAAAGUGGGGGAGCUGCCGCAAGAGGAAGCAACUGUGCAGGUCGUAAUCGAUUCCCCAAACAUUAAUGCUGUUGCCCAACACCAACAAGAUGAGAAAGUUUAAGCCCCUGAUCGAUCACACAUAUAUAUCACGAGUGCGCCACCACCGCAACAAAAGCACACGUACAAAGCAAGCUCUCUAGUAUUUACUAGUUACUACUACUACUACUACUACUACACCUCAAAAGUUAAAAAGUUUUAUUAGGGUAAAAGAAA